AUGGCGGAUUCCGACAACGAUUCCGGCGGCCACAGCAACAGCAACGCGAGCAGCCGGGAGCAGGACAGGUUCCUUCCGAUCGCCAACGUCAGCCGGAUCAUGAAAAAGGCCCUGCCCGCCAACGCCAAGAUCUCCAAGGAUGCCAAGGAGACCGUCCAGGAGUGUGUCUCCGAGUUCAUCAGCUUCGUCACCGGCGAGGCCUCCGACAAGUGCCAGAGGGAGAAGAGGAAGACGAUCAACGGCGACGACUUGCUGUGGGCCAUGACCACCCUAGGGUUCGAGGAGUACGUGGAGCCUCUCAAAGUUUAUCUGGCCAAAUAUAGGGAGAUGGAGGGGGAGAAAAGCUCUGUGUUGGGGAGCAAGGAGGGCGGCGCCGGCGGCUUGGCUGUGAAUUCAGGCGGGUUUAACGGCGGUGGGAUUUAUGGUGGGGCUGUGAUGGGUUAUCAUCAUGGUGGGCAGAUGUACGGCGGUUCUGGUGGGUUUCAGCAUAUUGUGGGGAAAGGGAAUUUGGGGAAUUCCGGCAGCUAUGUGUCGGGCAGUGGUGGCUCCGGCGGAGCCACCGGGAGGCCGAGAUAA
Striga hermonthica is the source of this 576-nucleotide messenger RNA. The record is from the annotation of a GenBank genome assembly. NCBI's taxonomy places the organism in Eukaryota, Viridiplantae, Streptophyta, Magnoliopsida, Lamiales, Orobanchaceae.